CAAAAUUACUCUCACGACCGAAUCUGUACACAGAGGUAACUCAGGUUUGCAGCACAUAGCUGUUUUCUCUAUGUUGUGUGACAGUGCGAUGCAGGAGGGAGAGGAGACAGACUGAGGCGAUGGGCUGUACCUCUGCCAAGCAGUUGUCAGCGGUACCCAAUGAAGAAGAGGGCCGCAGCAAAUCUUACACCAAUGGAGACGCUUUCUCAGAUGAGUAUAAAGCAAAAGGAGCAGAGAAGGUGAAGUAUGUGCGUGGGGAAGAAGAGAAGAUGAACACACGCAACCAGGAGAACCUGGAGAAAAGCACAUUUUUGCACAGGGGUAAACACAAAGAGGCCAGCGGAGUGAAUGGUAACAAGAUAAGUAUCCAUUCCUCUGAAAGCCAGCAGGAGUUCUUCAGGAUGUUGGACGAGAAGAUUGAAAAGGGACGGGACUACUGUUCAGAGGAAGAGGAUGUGACAUAGCAUGGAGUGGCCUUGCCUUGUGCCCCCUUCAGAAAGCUGGGCCCGUUCCAAUUCUCUAACCGUCGUCAUUUCUUUGUCUUCACUAACUUAAGGGCACACUUCCACAAGGGACU
Chanos chanos (milkfish) is the source of this 577-nucleotide messenger RNA. RefSeq lists its product as uncharacterized. The coding region runs from base 120 to 464 and encodes 114 amino acids. Lineage: Eukaryota; Metazoa; Chordata; Actinopteri; Gonorynchiformes; Chanidae. The transcript is spliced from 6 exons. The record is from RefSeq and is a predicted model, not a curated record.